AGCGCACGGAAGAUGAAAGCGAGAUGGAGGGCAUAAAAUGGUCUGUCCAGAAACGACACAAACCUCUCUUUGCCACCCAUCUCUCCCAAAUCGUACCGCCAUGAGCUCUGCUUCUCUCGUAUCAACCGGUCUUAAAGCUUUCGCCUGCUUCUGGGCGGCCCUCACUUUCUCCGUGGCCGCUGCAUUCAUUGCCAAAACAGAUGACUUCUUCACUCUGCUUGGCGGAAGCAAGUAUGUCAGGAGCACCCACCUCACUGCCGGAAACGCCCUCAUCGCUGCUGGUGUCCUCGCCUGGCUGUACUUUAUGCUGGUCUUGGUUUUGAGCUUUGUCAGCCCCCGCAACAUCUGUGUCUCCGUCAUGGUCGACACCAUUUGCCUGUUCGCCCUCUUCGUCUUCUUCUUGGGUUCUUCCGCCACUCUUUCAACUUUAGCGUCACUGGCACGAGCUUAUGACACAUAUACCUGGGCGAGGCUCGGCGAAGCUACUCUCGGUGUUGCUUGGGUUAUGACCUUCCUCAUCUUCGGUAUCCUUAUCUUCCAAGUCGCAUACACCCUUCUCAACUUUGGCGGCUCUUACGCUACUUGGAGAAGUUCUUUCAGCCAGCUCGUCAGCCGUCCCGAGGAAGUGGCGCCUGCGACGCCUACUACUGAAAAGGAGGCCAUCUCUGCCGAGGCUCCUGUCGCGGCUGUCCCUGCCGUCGAAGUUUGAAGGAUCUGAUACGGGGUAUCACGGAGAUCCAAUAAUGCUUUAUAACAUAUAGACAUACAUACUGGGCGAUAAUAGGAUAUAAUCAAUAUUGAUGCAGACAGA
Cryptococcus amylolentus CBS 6039 is the source of this 811-nucleotide messenger RNA. RefSeq lists its product as hypothetical. The transcript is spliced from 6 exons. The record is from RefSeq and is a predicted model, not a curated record. The coding region runs from base 38 to 709 and encodes 223 amino acids. NCBI's taxonomy places the organism in Eukaryota, Fungi, Basidiomycota, Tremellomycetes, Tremellales, Cryptococcaceae.